Messenger RNA from Galdieria sulphuraria, 720 nucleotides. Its product is annotated as isochorismatase hydrolase. The record is from RefSeq and is a predicted model, not a curated record. Lineage: Eukaryota; Rhodophyta; Bangiophyceae; Galdieriales; Galdieriaceae. The transcript is spliced from 3 exons. The coding region runs from base 40 to 609 and encodes 189 amino acids.
UGUGCUGUCCGGAUUCAUUUAUUGCUUUUUGAAUUUGUCAUGUCUUCGAAUCCAGUUCUUGUGCUGUGCGACUUUCAAAAUGACAUUAUGGGCUUUGUUCCUCCUGAAAAGAAAGAAGCUGUCGUCAAAGGAGCUUUGAAGCUUUUGAACUUUGCCCGAGAGAAGAAGAUUCCAGUGAUUCACGUGGGAGUUCGUUUUAGAAAGGGACACCCUGAAGUUUCGAAGCGAAACAAGUUUUUGUCCCUGAUUUCCUCGAGAGGUUCUAUUCUUGUGGAAGAUACCCCUGGAAGUGAACAAGUGGCGGAGUUGAAGCCAAUUGAAGGCGAAUUCUCGGUAACAAAGAGAAGAGUUGGAGCACAAUUCAAUACCGAUCUUACAACGAUUUUGAGUGCUUUGAAUGCUACGCACCUGAUUUUGGGAGGUGUGUCUACAAGUGGGGUUAUACUUUCGACCGUUCGUUGGGCUGCAGACGCGGAUUAUGAAAUCACUGUAGUUCGUGAAGCGGUUACUGAUGGAGAUGACGUAGCUCAUCAAGCCCUGCUUGACCAUAUCUUUCCAAGCCAGGCUAAUGUUGUUUCCGUGGACGACCUUAUAAAGAAUAUGUCGUAGUUCGUAUUUGUUUGACAUUUCGAAAUUUGUGGUUGACGUUUUGAAUAAAAUAUUGAUAAAAAAGAGAUAUCCCAAAAACUUCAUUCUGAAAAUAAAUGCCCGAAUGAUGCG